Molecule: messenger RNA, 1213 nt
Organism: Trichomycterus rosablanca
Lineage: Eukaryota; Metazoa; Chordata; Actinopteri; Siluriformes; Trichomycteridae
Product: serine/threonine-protein kinase pim-1-like
Exons: 9
Coding region: 1-1137 (378 amino acids)
Biological process (GO): protein autophosphorylation; regulation of mitotic cell cycle; negative regulation of apoptotic process
Cellular component (GO): cytoplasm
Molecular function (GO): ATP binding; protein serine/threonine kinase activity
Source: RefSeq, a predicted model, not a curated record
AUGGGCGGACACAAACGCAGAGAUACACUAGACAGGAAGUCGUCAUCGUCUGCAGUUAGUUCAGACUCAGAUCAGCACCAAAAAGCAUCUGGAGCUUCAGCCUCUGUAGCUGAGAUCAGCCUUGGUGAAGUGAUCUUUGAAUGUGCUGCUGAGUUGAAUGACUCUGAUGCCUCUGUUGAGAGCGGUGGUAAGUACAGUACAUACAGCUCUUCAGGGGUUUGUUCAGUAGGUGCAGAAGAAGAAAUCCUGACCGAUGAAGAAAGCCCAGAGGAUCCAACCACCACCGUUCAUUUCUUCAACAUCCUGAACCAUGAAGAGAGUUUUGAUUGUUGCUACACUGUGGGAGAGCUGCUGGGAGAAGGAGGCUGUGGUGCGGUUUAUGCUGGAGUUUGUAAUGCAGAUGAGAAACAGGUUGCCGUGAAAUAUGUACUGAAGGAUCCCCGCGACAGAUUCAUCACUAUUCCUGGAGAGACGUACCCACUUCCUGCGGAGGUGGCGUUAAUGAAGAUGGUAUCCAAGCCACCUCAGUGUAAUUCUGUGCUGAAGCUACUGGACUGGUUUGACACGCCCGAGUACUACAUCCUAAUCCUGGAGCGACCCAUCCCCUGUAUGGACCUCUUUGACUUCAUUGAACAAUUCCCAAUGAAUGAACUUGUGGCUCAGCUCAUCAUGUGGCAGGUGGUUCUGGCUGCAAUUCACUGCCACGAUUGUGGAGUUUUUCACCGGGACAUCAAGCCAGAAAAUCUUCUGGUGAACACCGACACACUGGAGGUCAAGCUGAUCGACUUUGGCUGUGGGGACUUACACAAGGAAACAGCGUACACCUCAUUUUCAGGCACUAAGUCAUACGCUCCACCUGAGUGGAUAGUUGAGGAGGAAAUGUAUGGCUGCCCUGCUACUGUGUGGAGUCUGGGCGUACUCCUGUACUCCAUAGUUUGUGGAGAGAUGCCGUUCGGGGACGAAGAGGAGAUUGUUGAUGGGAGCCUGGACUUUUUACCUGAACUUUCUGAAACUUGCUGCCAUCUGAUAAGUAGGUGUCUGGAAAAAAUGCCUGAAAAACGUCUCAGCCUUACAGAAAUCCUUCAGCAUGAGUGGUUUUCAGAGAACAGUAUGAGGUUAGGGCAGCUGUAUGGAUGAAGAUUAUAGAAAGAAGACUGUGUGUGUGUGUGUGUGUGUGAAAGACCAUGAAUAAAAAUAAAUGUUCUUGUGUAAA